This is a messenger RNA of Manihot esculenta (cassava), 884 nucleotides long. RefSeq lists its product as uncharacterized. Bases 219 to 569 code for a protein of 116 amino acids. The record is from RefSeq and is a predicted model, not a curated record. NCBI's taxonomy places the organism in Eukaryota, Viridiplantae, Streptophyta, Magnoliopsida, Malpighiales, Euphorbiaceae. The transcript is spliced from 3 exons.
UCCACUUGCUUAAUGUGCUCCAUCUUUGCUUAAAUAUACCUUAAUUUUUUCCAUAUCUUUUCUAUGGUUGAAACACUCAACACCCAGUAAAGCCUUCCCCCCCAACAAAAAUUGUUAUGUUCCCAUCACCUUUUUGACUUCAGGAAAAUAUACAUGAUCACUGAUGUUUAAAAUCUUGCCUUGUGGGUGUAAAUGUAUAAAUUGAUUUCUUUUGCUUUAUGAACAGCAGCACACCAAGAAAGUUUUCGUCCUUGAGGAAAUUUGAGCUUGCUCUUGAAAUGGCAGGCACUACUACUCUCUUUCGCUUACUUGUAAUCUUUCUGGGGAUUUCCCAUCUUAUCUGCUUGAAUGCUAUCCCAAUUACAAGAGUUGGAAGGUUACUGCAUGGAUCUCAUCAAGAUCUUCAAGUUCCAGAGGCUAUCCACAUGGUGGCUAAGGAGAGAAACUGGGAGGAAGAUAUGAAUCGUGGUGGGAGGAUGGCUGUGGAGCUAAAUGAUUACCCUGGAUCAGGAGCAAAUAAUCGCCACACUCCAAGGCCACCACAGUUUAACAGAUGUGGUGAUUGUUAGUGUAAUUUGUUUGUCUGCAACUAUUAGGUGGGCACUGGAUAAUGGAUAUAUCUAGUACUUGAUUACUGUUGUGUGGGCAUGCAGCUGUAGACGUGAUUUUGCCCAUCCAUAAGACAAUUAGGAAGUUCUUUAUUUAUUUAUCAGUUGGGGGCAAAGUUGAUAUGCUCAUUAGACGAGAGAUGGAGAGAGUUGUAUUAGAAAAAGAUAUCUCUAUGUAGUAAAACUCUUAAGAGAGUAUGUAAGAGCUUUUAGUUUCAUCUAUUAUAUAAUGAAAACUACUAAGUUGGGUGCUACAAAUUGAGCACUGUGUUCAAA